CUCUUCCUCCUUCAGAGUACUUAAACAUGUCGUGGUCGUGUGUUUACACUCACUCUCCUCCUCCUUCGGAGACGGACAGCCAUCCUACAGUGGUAACCCGGUUGCCAUGGUGAUCCUCCUGCAGCAUAGCAACAACCUCAGCACCGGGCACAGCUCCGUGUCGGACCCCGCCACCGGCGCGCUGAGCCGGGCGGGUCACACCGCGGCGGCCGUGGUCCUCGGGUUGAUCCUGGUUCUGGGCUUCGUCGGUAACUUCCUCGUGCUCCUCGUGUUCUCCCGGUUCCGCUGCCUGCAGACUCCCGCGAACCUGCUGCUGGUCAACGUCAGCGCCAGCGACAUGUUGGUCUGCCUCUUCGGGACCCCCCUCAGCUUCGCGGCCAGCGUCAGAGGCAGGUGGCUGACCGGGACCUACGGGUGCCGGUGGUACGGUUUCUCAAACGCGCUGUUCGGUAUAGUGUCUCUGGUGUCUCUCUCCCUGCUGUCUCUGGAGAGAUACUCUGUGGUGCUGCGCAGCGCUCAGCCGGACUCCUCUCAGUACCGCAGGGCCCGGCUCGCCAUCGCCGCCUCCUGGUUCUACUCGCUACUCUGGACUCUGCCGCCGCUGCUGGGCUGGGGCAGCUACGGGCCGGAGGGUCCCGGCACCGUCUGCUCGGUCCAGUGGCACCAGCGCUCAGCCCCGGCUCGCUCCUACAUCAGCUGCCUGUUCAUCUUCUGCCUGCUCCUGCCGCUCCUGCUCAUGGUCUUCUGCUACGGCAGGAUCCUGCUGGCUCUGCGGGCGAUGGCGAGGCAGCUUUACCAUUCAAAGCUUCCACCUGUGUGUGAACCCUGUUGUCUAUGUGCUGCUCAACAACCAGUUCUCCAGGUGUUUCCUGUACAUGAUCAGGUGCAGCUCAGAAGCCCCGCCCACUCCGGUACACCACAGACUGCCCAGCAGCAGGGGGGUGUGGCUUCACACUCACAACCUGGCAACACAGGAACAGAGGACAGUUGCUGCACAGCAGCCCAGCCUGGUGCUGGAGGCUCAAUAUGCAACAUAGAGGUCAAAGGGUCUGCCUCCUCUGAAGGACGAUCUACGCCACGCGAUGUCGCCAUUUUCUCUCUCAAAGAAUCCUGGGAUAUGUGAGGCUGUGAGGGAUCGUAGCGGUGCGUCCUCCAACAACACGGAAAAGAAGCCUUUGAACUGGGACGGCUUUUAUGCAGCGUUGUGGCAUAACUGACCUUACAAUGCUCCUCUGAAGGAUUCAGACCCUGAACUGAGACACAGCAUGUACUUGUGUAUUUGUGUGUCUGCUCCACAGGAGGGCGCUCUGACCGGCUGAUGAACAUGCAUUGAUUUAAAGAUGAGUGUGCGACUGGAUAACUAGUGAACAAAAUAUCUAAACAACAUCAUACAGGUGACAUUUAGACUCUUUUUUAUUAUCAUUAUUCGUGUUGAACAAUAUACAACAUUUAAAAAGCCUCAAUUCAGAGUAAACAACUUUACAUUCCUGAAUGAAUGGUCGACACCAAAAUAAUUUAUUAAGAAAAUAAACAUACGUCUUCAAAAAUA
Messenger RNA from Acanthopagrus latus (yellowfin seabream), 1549 nucleotides. RefSeq names its product pinopsin-like. The transcript is spliced from 7 exons. Gene Ontology annotation, cellular component: photoreceptor outer segment; membrane. Gene Ontology annotation, molecular function: G protein-coupled receptor activity. Lineage: Eukaryota; Metazoa; Chordata; Actinopteri; Spariformes; Sparidae. The coding region runs from base 107 to 1123 and encodes 338 amino acids. Gene Ontology annotation, biological process: visual perception; G protein-coupled receptor signaling pathway. The record is from RefSeq and is a predicted model, not a curated record.